Molecule: messenger RNA, 2301 nt
Organism: Neopelma chrysocephalum (saffron-crested tyrant-manakin)
Lineage: Eukaryota; Metazoa; Chordata; Aves; Passeriformes; Pipridae
Gene: FERRY3
Product: chromosome unknown C12orf4 homolog
Exons: 14
Coding region: 472-2124 (550 amino acids)
Biological process (GO): regulation of mast cell degranulation
Cellular component (GO): cytoplasm
Source: RefSeq, a predicted model, not a curated record
UGCCUCUCCGCCACCUCGUCACGCCCAUCUCCUCUACCCCACUAAAUCUCGGGGGACAGCAGGAAGACCUCGGUCAGGCUUGCGUUUCUCCCAGUGUUUUCCCUUUGAAUCCAACUCCCAGAAGGGCGGGGACACCGCCUGGCUUUAGCAUGGGUUGCCCCGAGGUGUUUUGUUUGUGUAUCUGACCUGUCUCAUCUAUUUCCAACACGUGGAUUUGUUCAGAAGAAUAUCCAGCAAAAAAACACAAACAGCAAAACAACUAAACGCCAAAAACUGAUCCCAUGAAUUCUACUUUUUUUCCCCCUUUUUUUGCCUUCACCUUGGGCCGUGGUUUUUAGCACUGGGGAGGUUUCAUCCGAAGCAAUGUGUCCAGUUUUCCGGUAAUGUCCAAAAAAGAGGGAUGUGAAUGAGCGGAGGAGCCCGAGAGGAGGGUAAAAUUACGCACGCAGUGCAGGAAAUCACCUCAAGAAGAUGAAGCCUAAUAAAGGAAAGACUUACACUCGGGAGAGAGACUAUGUGUACACAUUCAAUGCUGGAAAUGAACAUUUCGUGCUCACUGUGCCUCUCAAAUUCCCUGUGCAAGAGAAUAUCAGUCAUUUGCACGGACGUCUGAUGGUUCUGCACAACCUACCAUGCUUUGUAGAAAAUGACCUGAAGCAAUCUCUGAACAAGUUCAUAGAAGAGGAAGCUAUAAAAGAUUACGAUAGAAAAGCUGAAGUGGCUCUGGAAGCAGUGAAAUCAGGAAAAGUAGACAUCAACCAGCUGGCAGAUACUUGGGCUAAAGCUUAUAAAGAGACAACGUUAGAACAUGCCAGACCUGAAGAAACCAGCUGGGAUGAAGAUUUUGCAGAUGUUUAUCAUGAUCUGAUACAUUCUCCAGCUUCUGAAAUGCUGUUAAACCUGGAGCACAAUUAUUUUGUCAGCAUCUCGGAAUUAAUAAGUGAAAGGGAUGUGGAACUGAAAAAACUACGAGAAAGACAAGGAGCAGAAAUGGAUAAGGUGAUGCAGGAGCUUGGGAAAUCACUGACUGACCAGGAUGUGAAUUCCUUAGCAGCUCAGCAUUUUGAAUCCCAGCAGGAUUUGGAGAACAAGUGGACUAAUGAAUUAAAACAGACUACUGCUAUCCAGAAGCAGGAAUAUCAGGAAUGGGUGAUAAAGCUUCAUCAGGACCUAAAGAAUCCCAACAACAGCUCAAUCGGUGAUGAAAUUAAGGUUCAGCCCAGUCAACUGAGAGAAUCUGUGGAAGGAAAUGGAAGAAUUUAUGAAGAACAAAGGCUGUUAGAAGAAAGCUUUACUAUUCACUUAGGAGCUCAGUUGAAGACCAUGCACAACUUGAGGUUGCUGAGAGCUGAUAUGUUGGAUUUCUGCAAACACAAGCGCAACCAUCGAAGUGGAGUGAAGCUUCACAGGCUUCAAACUGCAAUGUCUCUCUAUUCAACUUCUCUCUGUGGCAUGGUUUUGCUGGUGGACAACAGGAUCAGUUCAUACAGUGGGAUCAAAAGAGAUUUUGCAACUGUUUGCCAAGAAUGCACGGAUUUCCACUUUCCUGGAAUUCAAGAGCAGCUUGAAAUUGUCCAGAAAGUUGUACUUAAGGCCCGAGCACAGCGCAGCAGUAAGUCGAAAAGGCACCAUGAAAACAAAAUGAGUGGAAAUGAAGAUAAAUUAAAGAAUAUUGAACGAAACCAGUCCAAUAUUUUGCCGGGAGAAUUCUACAUCACACGCCAUUCCAAUCUGUCUGAAAUCCAUGUUGCUUUUCACCUGUGCGUGGAUGACAACGUGAGGUCUGUUAAUGUGACUGCUCGGGAUCCUGCAAUCAUGGGGCUCAGAAACAUCCUCAAAGUCUGCUGCACACACGACAUCACCACCAUCAGCAUUCCUCUCCUGCUGGUGCAUGAAAUGUCAGAAGAAAUGACCAUUCCAUGGUGCUUGAAGAGGGCGGAGCUCGUGUUCAAGUGUGUCAAAGGUUUCAUGAUGGAAAUGGCCUCAUGGGAUGGAGGAAUUUCUCGGACUGUACAAUUCCUGGUACCACAGACAAUUUCCGAGGAAAUGUUUUACCAACUGAGCAACAUGCUCCCCCAGAUCUUCAGAGUAUCCUCUACACUGACUCUGACCUCGAAGCACUGAAUUUUGAGGAGCAGAAAGCUGUAUCCUGUGGACAGAGGAUGAGAUUAAAGAGAUUCUGGACUAGAAUGUUUCUUUCUUGAGGGAUGAUGACCCUGAAAUGGUAUUUGUUGCAUUUUCAAGAAUCGUGUCAUCGUAAUAAAAGAUAAAUGCUGUCUGUACCUGGGCGUGAGCGGCUGA